Malassezia sympodialis ATCC 42132 is the source of this 843-nucleotide messenger RNA. RefSeq lists its product as uncharacterized. NCBI's taxonomy places the organism in Eukaryota, Fungi, Basidiomycota, Malasseziomycetes, Malasseziales, Malasseziaceae. The record is from RefSeq and is a predicted model, not a curated record.
AUGAAUGAAAAACCAACAAAUGCGAUGAAAUAUUCGCGUCGUCAAGUCGUGGAAACCAUCACGCAAACAAGGUCGCAACAAGCCGACCCCUCUACUGUGGUGGAAAACCAAACCUUAACUUCGUUUCUGCCUCCUCCGCCUCCGACGACUGCCCCGAAUCCUCGCCCCGAACAAAAGCACACUGAUACUGGCGCUGUUGCUGGAGGUGUCGUUGGAGGUGUCGUUGGUUUGGCCUUGAUUAUUGCUGCUGUCUGCUUUUUGCUCUUCCGAUGGCGUCGAAACCGCAACAAACGUGCGCUUGAUGAUAUGUACGCGGAGACAGGUGUGGGAGGAGGAGGAACUGAUCGUCAUGCUCGAAUGCGCGGGACACAGCCUAUUGUUAGCGAUCAUGCGUCCACAUGGAACUCGAAUGCCUCCAUUCCUGCUGAUCCAGAGAUGUAUCCGCAAACAAUGGGUCUCGAAGCGGAUCAAGAACCUUUAACAUAUGCAGCACCUAUCCACUCUCAUCCCGACCAAAUUACUGACAAUGUUGAGAACACAACUCAUGCUGAUUUCCCGGCUUACGUUCAUGAAGCAGAAAAUGGUGUUCAGCAAGACUCCCACGUCGACGAGAUCGCACCCCGCCAACCCGACUCUUUAGCCCCUGAAGAAUCUACGAGAAUGCCUUCUACAGGACUCGGCGAGCCUCUUCUAAUUAAAACGGGCUCACUUAACAGGAAUGCCAGUCAAGACAUUGAGAAGUCACCAUCGUCUGCAUUUAUGUGGUUACCUCGCCACAAAGUAUAUGGUGCAUCUCCCGCAGGCUAUACCCCCAGUGAUGCCAGCCCAUAUCCCACUAAUUAA